AUGGAAACAAUACUGCAAGCAUCAGCAAUUGGGGAUAUAGAAACAAUUAAACGUAUGUUGCAAGAUGUAGAAGAUAUUAAUCUUGUUGGUCUUGUUGAUGCUAACGGCAACAAUGCUCUGAUACUAGCCACACUAAAAGGACAUGAAGAAAUAACGGAGUUACUCAUACAGAAUGGAGCUUAUGUUGAUCACGCUAAUGUAGAGGGCAUGGAUGCUUUAAUGUUUGCAUCACAAAAUGGAUAUGAGAAAACGUUUAAGUUACUCUUACCGAGACUUCAAAAUCCUUCAAAGCUGUACUUAAUGGAUGUGGUAUUUUUAGCUUUUGAGAAUGGACAUACACGCAUUCUAGAAAUAUUAUCCAAUUUUGUUGAAGAGAGAUACAAAAGAUUCCAGAUUUUGAUAGCUUGCUCAAGAACACUUCAGCUAUAA
Physella acuta is the source of this 429-nucleotide messenger RNA. Its product is annotated as putative ankyrin repeat protein RBE_0220. Gene Ontology annotation, molecular function: protein binding. Lineage: Eukaryota; Metazoa; Mollusca; Gastropoda; Physidae. The record is from RefSeq and is a predicted model, not a curated record.